AGAAUGGUGAGCGCACAGCGAACAUCAGCUGAGUUAUUUUACUUUCCCCCCUUUUUAAAUUACAUUUGACCGUGAAUUCAUCCAAAGCGGCUUCAGUGGACGACAUGCGGGAGGCGAUUGCUGCGUCAAAAUGAACACAGACUGCGCCAACAAGCCCUAUGUCGCUCCCAAGCCAACACUUGUUUGUCCAGCCCGUAUGUCGCUAAUGUCAGUGGCCAGAGGUCCCAAACCUUCUGUUGCCCCCAAACCUAUAUUGAAGCUCCAUUUGAGGGAACCCCUCCUAUCUGGAAUUCAAGAGGGAUGCAUUAACGGGGUUCACAAUGGAGAGCUGGGUCCAAACAAAGAGGCUUGCGACCAAGAUGGAGUGUCGUCGCAAACGCCAAACACAAGUGAGAAGCACCAGGUCCAUGAAGAAGAGAUGGUUCCAAAGAUGGAUGAGGACUGGAGACUAACGGACAGCGCCCUCACAGACGAUGUGGAUUCUCUAGACACAUUGUGGGCCAGUGAUGACCGGCUCACCACUGACUCGGAGGACGCGGUGGAGAUGAUCGACACCACAGACGUGACAGAGGAAAUGGAUGAGGAUGCUGGUGAGGCACUUGCAGACACAGAUGGCCUCUCAAUGGGAGACAUUUCAGUUAACAGCAGGGACGAGGAAAAAGAGGACAGGACAGAAAAUAUGUCAUCCAGGCGAGAACAACUGGACGACACAUUCGAGUUUUUCACAGAUGAUCUUCUCAGUGGACCCAGCCAGCAUGCAUCCACUCCGAAUGGUGAAAACUACUGUAAAACCCUUAAUGGUGAUCACACAAUAGGUAAAAACCUGCAGCUUGGUUUAAUUGAGGAAGACCACCCCAUGCAAUUUAGUAACCAGAAGCGGAAUUGCCACGAAGCUAAGAGACACAUCACCCUAGAAGAAUCGCAAAGUCAUGAACCAUAUUAUGUCUCUCCAGAGGACAUUAUCAAGACAGAAAUAAUCCCAAAUCAUAACAAAGUUUUUGGUGCACCAGGCAGUCCACUUUCACCACAGAGGCAAGAUACUGUCUACCAAAAAAGUCAAGGCCAAAAAGGCCCUGUAGGAUACCAGAGAAGUAGGUCUGUGACAAGCGAAGAGCACAAACUAGAUGCCUUGUUGAAUCGUUUGUAUCGUCAACCCAAAUUCCGUCUGCUCUGCAACUCUGAUAGCUCAUUGACCUCCUCUUUUGUGGGAAACCAAUUGAUUGUACCAAGAAAACUGGACUUCUUCAGGCAUGCUUUGCGUGAUGAAGUUACUGACACAGAUGCCAGUAAUGACCACCUAUACGAGGAUCCAGGAGAUGAUAGCUCAGAGGGAGAAAAUGUGUUUCCUUUGGGCCGGAGCCCAUCAGGAAUGCGUUCUCGCUCCCUCUCGCAUCGCAUAAACAGUGAGGCAGGAGAGCGCCUAGUACAUGCACCAAGCCUUGGUCAGAAAGGACCCGUGUUGAGCAGCAGUCCCAUGUUGAAGGGAUACCCGAAACCUCACUAUCUACCCCUUUACCCACCGUCCUCUGCGUCCACGCCUGUGUGUGCCCACAGAGAAACUGAAGGCUCUCCUUGUGGAAGGUUUUCUAGAUGCUCACCUCUGUCAUCCAGUGGUCUGUCAACACCCACAUCUGUUGUGGACAUCCCUCCCCCUUUUGAGCUGGCUUACAUCACUAAAAAACCCAUUGCCAAGAGUUCACCUUCACUUCUUAUUGAUGUGGACCCCUCAGAGAAAAACCAAAAGAAGAAAUCCUCUAUUAAACGAUUCCUGAUGCUAAAAUUUAAACGGAAAGUGGAGACCAAGCCCUCUAACCUUUCUUCGUCUGAGUCCUCAACAGAGUCCAGCCACAUGACACCCAACAGACUACUUGAUCCAGAUAAACACAGCGUUACUAAUUCUCCACGACAACUCCAUCGUUCUACUUGCCAGCCUCAAGCAUCACCUGAGACACCGCCCGCCCUCUUGUUCUACCCGACAUCCACAAGGACACAAAGCUCAGUGGCCUUCCUCAAUCGUAGUGUGGUGCGGGUGGAAUCCUUCGAAGAGCGUUCUCGUGUGCCUUUCUCACCGCUGCCCCUCACCAAGCCUCGCUCCAUCUCCUUCCCCAAUGCAGAUUCCUCCGACUAUGAAAAUGUUCCGCCUGUUAACUCGGACUACGAGAAUGUUCAGGUGCCGCAGUGGAGGCCCUCGCGACCGCUUCCUUUGGGUGACUUCUUUGAGCGUCCCACGCGAGUACUGUCAUCUGCAAAUGAGACGGAUGGUUAUGUGGACAUGAGUAGCCUCCCUGGCUUUGAAAUCAAGGUGAAAUCAUCUGUACAGGAACCAGAGAGCGCUUAUACAGAAGCCUACAGAGUGUGUCCACUAGCUGCUGGACCACAAAGCAGCCCGGAUAAUGCUGUCAAUGGACCACUGGCAGCUGACGAUGAUGCUGGACGCACCUCAGACGAGGAAGACGCAGGUGGCGAAAGCAACUAUGACCGACAGGUUGAUGGUCGAUCCCGAGCUUUUUACAUCGCAAUGGAUCUACUGGAUACUGAAAGAGCACACGUGAAAGCACUCAAGCUUCUUCAGGAAAAUUUUUGUGAUGCAGUAAGGACGGCAGUGGGGGAUGAUGGAGAGCCUGUUAUAGAUGAAAAAAUACUUUGCGAGAUCCUAAAUGAGCUGCCCGAUGUUUACCUCUUACACUGCACAAUCCUCACUGAACUGGAGAAUCGAACACGGCGAUGGGAGGAGAGCCAGAGGAUUGCAGACAUUUUCCUCUCCAGAAAGGCAGAGUUCUUGCUCUUUACCAACUACAUAGGACACUAUGACCGAAAUAUGAACCUGUUGGACGAGAGCAGUCGAACCUCACCUGCCUUCGCAGCCGUUGUCUGCCAGUUUGAGCAGCAGAGCCCAUCUGGCCAAAUAGUUUCCCUCAAGCAACAACUCCUGCAGGUGAUCGUGCGGGUGGCUCAGUAUCGCAUGAUCCUUACAGAUUACUUGAACAACCUCUCCCCCGAUUCACAAGAAUAUGAGGACACCCAAGCCGCUGUCGUGAUUGUUGCGGACAUUGCGGACCAGGCAAAUGACAGUUUACAACACGGGGAGAAUUUACUUCGUUUGGUCAACAUUGAGUACAGUGUUCAUGGUCAGCGAGACCUUCUGCAUCCUGGUCGGGUGUUUGUUAAGGAGGGCACACUGAUGAAGGUUAGCAGGAGAAGCCGACAGCCUCGGCACCUGUUUUUGAUGAACGAUAUUUUACUUUACACAUACCCGCAACAGGAUGGCAAAUACAGACUGAAGAACACUCUGUCUCUCACUGGGUUGAAGGUCACUAAACCCAUUAUAGAAAAUGUCCAACAUGCACUAAAGGUGGAAGGAACUGACAUCUCCAUCACCUUGUCUGCAAGCUCUUUCAUUGAAAGAGAGGACUGGUUUUAUACUUUGAGUCAUGCUGUGAGCGAACACAACCGAGGGUCAGUGCCGGUCAGUAACUGCUUCGGAGAGGUAAACAUGUUUUACUCCUACUCUACUUCACUUAAGCACACAAUGAAUAUUGUUGUGAAUUCACUCAAAUGUUUGUGUGUCCAGGCCAGAGAUCAUCAACGUGUCACCUUAGGAGAAAAGCCCCCGACACUGGUUCCAGUGUCUCAAGUGAUGAUGUGUAUGAACUGCACGUCAGAUUUUAGCUUGACACUCCGUAGACAUCACUGCCACAGCUGUGGAAGGAUUGUUUGCAGGAGCUGCUCCAAGAAUAGAUUUCCACUCAAGUACAUGAAGGAGCGUAUGUCCAAAGUGUGUGACCACUGCUUCAACGAGCUCAAGAAGAGAGGAGACGACACGUGCGUCCUUCCGGCGAAGAGCAGCCCUCGUGUGAGCCGCUCCACUCGUCCUCUCUCCUCUGUGUUCCAAAGCAUCCACCCUCCAAAUAUUUGGAGGCAUCGCAAAGGCAUGCUCACCUUUAACCAGGUGACUGUGUCUGAUGAAGGCUCCAUUAGUGGCAGUCUACAUCGCAGCAAGAAAAGCAAGAGGAACUGGAAGAGACUGUGGUUCCUCCUAAAAGACAAGGUGCUUUACACCUACAGAGGCCAAGAGGAGAAGGUGGCCUCAGAGAGUUUGCCUUUGUUGGGGUUCACGGUGAAGCUACCAGACAACCACCAAGGAGACGACGCCUCCAACAUGUUCCAACUUUAUCACAAAAACACUUUAUACUACACGUUUAAAGCAGAGGACAACUUCACAGCGCAGAGGUGGGUGAACGCAAUGGAGGAAGCCACCGUUUUAUAGGAAAAGAUCACUUCACCCUUCCAUAAUAUCCAUAAACCUGUAACACAUAAAAAGGGAAUGAAAACUUGCAUAUGUGAGCAAACUUGAAGUUCCCUGGCAAAUACUGCAGGAAAGUACUGAAAAAGAAAGUGUUCAUAGUGACUGCGUUGGACACUUUCGCCUACCGUUGCAACCUUAGUGCAGGUGUGAUGCUGUGCACCACAUGAAGCGCUGGCCCAGAUACCUGCGAGUCAUAUGAGCUCGGCUCUAUUUCUAUCAGCUGCUGAUCAGCACACUAGCUGACAUUCAGGCAUGGUGGGAAAAACACUUAAGAAUGCAGAGCUUGCCUAAGACAUUUUUUUUUUUAAGCGUAGUUUUCCCCUUGAUGUUACUACUCUUAAUGACUAAAUGAUUAAUGACUGGUUUCAUUUAUAUAAAAUUAGGUGUUCAUGAAGUAUUGUCUUGUACUGUACUAUUUGAUGCACUGUUUUGCACUGAUAUAAAAAAAGACUCCAUCGCUCAAUCUAUAUCUUCAAGAAACAAGCCAUGCUCCUCCUCCAUUUCCAAGUAAAAUAUAUAUUGGAUUGUGUAGUAUAGUCUAGUUCAGUAUUUCUGAACAUGUGUGCAUCCUAUGCACAUAUUUGACAUAUAAAAUCUCAUGGCAAACCAUCUAACAAAAUGUCAAAAAAUGUGCAUAUCUUGAAAUAAUGUUGACCUCUUCACACAGAUGUACUUACUCAAUGUCAAAUGUGGACCUGCUUAACUGAACGUCAUUAUUAUUCUUUAUUCAUUUG
This is a messenger RNA of Corythoichthys intestinalis (scribbled pipefish), 5040 nucleotides long. Its product is annotated as FYVE, RhoGEF and PH domain-containing protein 5-like. Bases 131 to 4267 code for a protein of 1378 amino acids. NCBI's taxonomy places the organism in Eukaryota, Metazoa, Chordata, Actinopteri, Syngnathiformes, Syngnathidae. Gene Ontology annotation, cellular component: cytoplasm. The record is from RefSeq and is a predicted model, not a curated record. The transcript is spliced from 20 exons. Gene Ontology annotation, molecular function: metal ion binding; guanyl-nucleotide exchange factor activity.